Molecule: messenger RNA, 687 nt
Organism: Aspergillus japonicus CBS 114.51
Lineage: Eukaryota; Fungi; Ascomycota; Eurotiomycetes; Eurotiales; Aspergillaceae
Exons: 1
Coding region: 1-687 (228 amino acids)
Source: RefSeq, a predicted model, not a curated record
AUGCCUACUAACGCUAAGCACGUCCGGUCCAGGUCUUUGCAGCAGGGAAAGGGAAAGAGAAAGGGCAAGCGACAGGCUCCCUCGAUCCCCGAUCCCACCUUGUGGGACGAUUACUACAAGGUCACCACCCACGGGGAAGUGACACAGGACGGAGCCCACCGCGUUUCAUGCCAAGUGCAAUGCCGCUACUGCUGGAUGUCCUGGACCAGCAGCAGUUCUCUCCCGUCUGCUACCAAUUUGCAGCUCCAUCUGCACUUUUGCCCGGGUCGCAAAGAGCGUCUCGCUGACGCGCAGAAGCGGAUGCUAGGUAAGUGCCCCGGCCACCUUCCAAAGGAUCCGACAUCAUCGUCCAAGCAGGAAGAAUGGCACUACGAUGGAGAACACUGUCAACCCCCCGAGCUGACCAAGCUGACAACAGAGCAGAUGCGAGAGCGGUUCGUGAUCGGCACUAAGGGCUUCCAGCUGAAGGCGCAGUGCCGCGACUGCGACCGGAAAGUCUGCAAUACGCGGUGGUCGCUCUGCGCCCAUCUGGCUAGGUGCGCGAUGCGCCGCAAGUUCUUGCUCUUCCGGGACGAGAAGGCGGAUCGGUGGGCCAAGUGUCGCGACUGCGGUGCGGUUGUCAAGGCCACUCGCGGUGCUAAAAUGGUGCAUUCAGUUAAGGAGUGCCCUGUUCGGGCCUUUGAUUAA